AUGUCGUUGUCGAAACAGCGUAUCCCGAAAGAAGACAUUCCGGUGCCUCUCCGCCAAUGGAACACCUUCCACUGGGAACUCAACAUUCUUUCCGCCGUGGCCCUGUACGGAGUGUACGAGUUCGUGAUUCCGGCCACCCACCGCACCUUGGCGCACGUGGUGCUGGGUCUCCUGGCGCUCGACGCCACACGCUACUACUACAGUCGCGGGACACUCGCGGGGGUCCCGUACACGCUUCCCCUCGUGACCAUCCUCGCCAUGUUGGCGCGUCCGGUUCGCUUCUGGACCGAACUCGCGCACAUUGCGCUCCAGAGCGUCGACGGACUCUGCGCCAAUCAACUCGUCGGCAACUUUAUGGUAUUCGUCACCGACCCCGCGCUCUGUCGGGAAAUCAUGACGGGAGAGGCGGAUUACGGGAUCUAUGCGCAUCCCAACGCCAUGUGGUUGUUUGGGGAAAAGAACUUGAUCUACAUCGCUUCCGAACCGCACAAGGCGAUCCGGGCGAUCCUCACACCGGCGCUCUUUUCCAAGAAUGCCUUGGGCCUCUACGCCAUGCAUCAAGAACGUGUCGUCCGUCAAUACCUCGCCAAGUUUGUCGAAAUAUGCCAACAGCCGGGGAAGGAUGCGCACAUUGACGCGCUCGUCUCCUUUCGGACCAUGGCCGCCGCGUCGUCGCAAGAAGCCUUCUUGGGUCCCUACCUCAACGACGACUUGCGUCAUCAUCUCGAACAAGACAUCGUCACCUUUACCAUGGGAUUCCUGUCCUUCCCCUUCCCCUAUCUGGGAGGACUCCGCCGUGCCAUUCAAGCCAAGAAUCGCAUCGAAGCAACCGUGCAUGAUGUUAUCCCCAAGGCCCGAGCCUGGGUACAGGCCGGCAAUGAACCACGUUGUUUGCUAGAAUUCUGGAGUCUCGCCAUUCAGAAUGCUGCCAAGGAACAGAACGUAAGCGCCCAGGACGUUCCCGGCUGCCAAGACGACGACGUUGCUCGUACCGUUCUGGAUUUUUUGUUUGCCGCACAAGACGCGACUAACUCGGCGUUGACCUACUCGUUGGACGUCUUGGGCGGACACCGAAAUGUCCUGCAAUCCAUGCGGAACGAAGUCGAUGCCGAAUGCGGCGACGGACCCAUCCACGCCAAGGCACACGCUGCGGAUUCUCUCGUGUACGUGGCCAAGGUGGCCAACCAGAUGCUCCACCACAAACCCCCCGUCCCCAUGAUCCCGCACAUUUGCAAACGCAACGUGACGCUCGCCGGACACGCUUUGAAAAAGGGCACCGUUGUGAUUCCUUCCAUCACGUACUCGGCGCGGGUCGGAGGCGGCAGUUUGGAGUUUAAUCCUCUUCGCGACGAUGCCGACGCUCAGUUUGUCAAGACAGUCACCUUUGGAGCCGGACAACACAAAUGUCCCGGACGCAAGUAUGCGGAAUCACUCCUCAACGUGUUUAUGGCCGUACUCGCCCAAGAGUACGACUUUGAGCGAGUGGCGGAUCAACGUCCCGGUGUGGACGAUUUCAUCUACUUCCCCACGGUCUUUCCGACCGAUACCCGCUUUGUUAUUCAGAAACGGGUCAAGGCGACCGAGUAG
Molecule: messenger RNA, 1587 nt
Organism: Phaeodactylum tricornutum CCAP 1055/1
Lineage: Eukaryota; Bacillariophyta; Bacillariophyceae; Surirellales; Neidiaceae
Product: cytochrome P450
Exons: 1
Coding region: 1-1587 (528 amino acids)
Biological process (GO): sterol metabolic process
Molecular function (GO): heme binding; iron ion binding; monooxygenase activity
Source: RefSeq, a predicted model, not a curated record